Rhodotorula toruloides NP11 is the source of this 351-nucleotide messenger RNA. RefSeq lists its product as uncharacterized. The record is from RefSeq and is a predicted model, not a curated record. The transcript is spliced from 6 exons. NCBI's taxonomy places the organism in Eukaryota, Fungi, Basidiomycota, Microbotryomycetes, Sporidiobolales, Sporidiobolaceae. The coding region runs from base 1 to 351 and encodes 116 amino acids.
AUGCUGCAUAUACGGCAAUCCCGAGUAGAAUCACACAGUCAGCCUGGUAUGUACUCAAGGCCAGGCGUUCCCGUGUUCGCGGUCAAGUACGGGGAGGUGGUCCUCUUCGAGCUCGGCGAUCAGGUCUCUCACACGACAGCAGCGCACGGAUGUGAGCAAGGAGGUUCUGAGGAGGAGUACGAGAUGUAUGCUUGUUACAGAAGGGCGCGGAGAUUGAAUUUGCGCAGCGUUGAUAUUCUCGCCAGCAAACGCGGCCUCAUCGGUUCGCUGGCUUCCGGCGUCCUUGAAAGCUCAGGCGGUACUCCUACUGAUCGAGUUUUUGCGGCGCUGACCCUCCGGCGAGGCUCGUGA